Messenger RNA from Penaeus vannamei (Pacific white shrimp), 2763 nucleotides. Lineage: Eukaryota; Metazoa; Arthropoda; Malacostraca; Decapoda; Penaeidae. The record is from RefSeq and is a predicted model, not a curated record.
AUGAGGCUGCUCUCUAAAGUUACACCCGAAACCCUACUGGACCCCAACCCCGGCACCCCCUUCCCAGACCUCUCCUCCCCCUGUUUAAGUCUUCCACGGACUCCUCCAUCAGGAUCCCGGGCGACCGAAGAGCCUGAUAAAUCGCCGCCCGACGCUGGAAUUACGUGCACUUGCCACCCAGAAGUGCUGAAGCCUCGGACUCUCUCUCAUUCCACGAGGCCUUCUCCCACGGAGCUUGUCCCACGACGGGCAGUCCGUUCCCCACGCUCCCACUCCCAAGCCCCAACCCACUGCCACUGCCACUCCCCACACUCCUAUGCCCAUCCCACUGCCAUUCCCCACACUCUCAAGCCCAAACCCACUGCCUUUCCCACUCCCCACACUCCUAUACCCAACCCACUGCCUUUCCCACUCCCCACACUCCUAAGCCCAACCCACUGCCUCUCCCACUCCCCACACUCCUAUGCCCAUCCCACUGCCUCUCCCACUCCCCACACUCCUAAGCCCAACCCACUGCCUCUCCCACUCCCCACACUCCAUGCUGCCUCUCCCAUCCCACACUCCUAUGCCCAACCCACGCCUUCCCACUCCCCACACUCCUAUGCCAUCCCAUGCCUCCCACUCCCCACAUCCUAUGCCCAUCCCACUGCUCUCCCAUCUAUGCCCAUCCCACUGCCUCUCCCACUCCCCACACUCCUAUGCCCAACCCACUGCCUUUCCCACUCCCCACACUCCUAUGCCCAACCCACUGCCUCUCCCACUCCCCACACUCCUAUGCCCAACCCACUCCCCACACUCCUAUGCCCAACCACUGCCUUUCCGCCACUCCCCACACUCCUAUGCCCCAACACCUGCCUCUCCCACUCCACACUCCUACCCAACCCACUGCCUCUCCCACUCCCCACACUCCUAAGCCCAACCCACUGCCUUUCCCACUCCCCACACUCCUAUGCCCAACCCACUGCCUCCCACUCCCACACUCCUAUGCCCAACGCCAACUCCCACCUGCCCCACUCUCCAAGCCAACUCCCACAUAUAUGCCAACCCACUGCCUUUCCCACUCCCCACAGCUCCUAUCCCAAACCACUGCCUCUCCCACUGCCCACUCCCCCCACACCCCUCUCCCACCACGCUCACUCACCCUUGCCUCCACUCCACCACACUCCUAUAACCCAAACCCACUGCCUCCCCAUCCCACACUCCUAUGCCCAACCCACACUGCCUCUCCCACUUGCCCCACACCCUAUGCCCAACCCACUGCCUCUCCCCACUCCCCACACGCCUCUAUGCCAACCACUGCUUUCCCAUCUCCCACACUCCUAUACCCAACCCACUGCAUCUCCACUCCCCAAACUCCAUGCCAACCCACUGCCCUCCACUCCCGCCCAACCCACUCCUCUCCACUCCCAAACCCAUCCCCAACCCACUGCCUUUCCCACUCCUCACACUCCUAUGCCCAACCACUGCCUCUCCACUCCCCACACUCCUAUCCCACCCACUGCCUCUCACCACCCCCACACUCCUUGGCCAACCCACUGCCUCUCCACUCCCCUCACUCUAUGGCCCAACCACUGCCUCUCCCACUCCCUCACUCCUAUGCCAAACCCACUGGCCUCUCCCACUCCCAUCACUCCUAUGCCCAACCCACUGCUCUCCCACUCCCCUCACUCCUAUGCCCAACCACCUGCCUCUCCCACUCCCACUCCUAUGCCAACCCACUGCCUUUCCCACUCCCCACACUCCUAUGCCCAACCCACUGCCUUCCCACACCUCCAACAACCCAGCCACUGCCUUCCCACUCCCCACACUAAGCCCAACCCACUGCCCUCUCCACUCCCCACACUCCUAUCCCAACCCACUGCCUCCCACUCCCCACACUCCUAUGCCCAACCCACUCUCCACUCGCCCUUCCUAAUCCCAACCACACUGCUCCCCACUCCCCACACUCCUAUGCCCAUCCCACUGCCUCUCCCACUCCCCACACUCCUAUGCCCAACCCACUGCCUCUCCCACUCCCCACACUCCUAUGCCCAACGCCCUGGCCUCUCCCACUCCCCACUCCUAUGCCAACCCACUGCCUCUCCCACUUGCCCCAACACUCCUAUGCCCAACCCACUGCCUCUCCCACAUCCCCACACUCCUAUGACCCAACCCAUCCUGCCACUCCACUCCCCUCACUCCUAUGCCCACCCACUGCUUCCCACUCCCCCACACUCCUAUGCCAACCCACUGCCUUUCCACUCCCACAACUCCAUACCCAACCCACUGCCCACACUCCCCACUGCCUAUGCCAUCCACUGCCCCACUCCCACACUCCUAAUGCCCCCACUGCCUCCCACUCCCCACACUCCUAUAUCCACAAACCACUGCCUCUCCACCCUCUCCCACACUCCCUAUGCCAUCCCACCCCUAUCCACAAACCCACUGCCUCUCCCACUCCCCACACUCCUAUGCCCAACCCACUGCCUCUCCCACUCCCCACACUCCUAUGCCCAACCCACUGCCUCUCCCACUCCCCACACUCCUAUGCCCAACCCACUGCCUCUCCCAACCACUGCCCGACACACUCCUAUGCCCAACCACUGCCUCUCCCACUCCACACUCCUUAUGCCCAACCCACUGCCUUUCCCACUCCCCACACUCCUAUACCCAACCCACUGCCUCUCCCACUCCCCACACUCCUAUGCCCAACCCACUGCCUUUCCCACUCCCCACACUCCUAUACCCAACCCACUGCCUCUCCCACUCCCCUCACUCCUAUGA